Molecule: messenger RNA, 5311 nt
Organism: Astyanax mexicanus (Mexican tetra)
Lineage: Eukaryota; Metazoa; Chordata; Actinopteri; Characiformes; Acestrorhamphidae
Gene: espn
Product: espin
Exons: 16
Coding region: 806-3568 (920 amino acids)
Biological process (GO): actin filament bundle assembly
Cellular component (GO): cytoplasm
Molecular function (GO): actin filament binding
Source: RefSeq, a predicted model, not a curated record
GGUUGAGCCGAUUUGAGUGGAGCUGAGACGCAGCCGGAGCGGCUCUCCUCCUCCCCUUGAUGGAUUAUUCAACAAGUGGUUGAAGGAGUGAGGCAGGCAGGCAGGGAAGCGGCGGAGGAGGAAACCUGGACAUAUUAUAAAAUAAACUGUUCACCGUAAUUCACCGCGUUUAGGGAGUCCGUGUAGAUCUGAGGGAAGGAGAAGGGUGGCCCACAGUGAGCGCGUGAGCGGGGCGCAGGUGAGCGGUACCGAGCAGGUGCAGUGAGGAGAUCAGCGCCUAACGGAUAACUUCACUCCAGCCUGAGCCUCGAGCUGUUUCACCACACGGACAGAAUGGACCGGGGCGCGCGGGGGUUUCUUCAGGCUGCGGCCGAGCGGUACCGGGCUAGCUGUGUGUUUACUGUUAUCAGACCUGUGUUUAUAUACUGAGGAGGUUGGUUUAUUUAAAAAAAACCAGAUGAUUAGUGACUCCGUAACCGUGUAGACUGACUCACUGACUAACUGACACACCGACCGUUAGUUAGUUAUGUCCGUGCUGCUGGCGUCGUCUUUAGCUUCUAGCUAACUAACAAAUUAAUUAAUUAACCUGUCGACAUGUUAACCUAGCGCAGUUCCGUACCUGAGGAGGCCCCACUGUUAAAUAAGGAGAUGUUCAUACGUCAAACUUUAAGACGCCACACGUUAAACUCAGUAAAUAAGCUAGGUUAGCUUAGCUACGUGAGUAUUAGGGCGUCCCGACGAGUUUGAACUAAUCUUAAUGGUGUGGGAACUGUGCUCUUCUCGGGGGUGUUGAGCAGCUAUCAGUAUGGUAGCGGAGCGGACUCUUCUCGCCGCCCGGCAGGGCGACAUUCAGACUCUGAAGGUGCAGCUGGCGGAGAAAGUUCUGGGCAGGGAUGUGAAGGACAUGCUCGGAGCCACCCCGGUGCACCACGCCGCCCGGGCCGGGAAACUAACGUGUCUCCGGUUCCUUGUGGAGGAAGCGGGGCUGCCGGCGGACAGCGUGGCCAACAACGGGGCUACCCCGGCUCACGACGCCGCGGCCACGGGGAACCUGGCCUGCCUUCAGUGGCUCCUGACGCAAGGAGGCUGCCGAGCUUCGGAUAAAGACAGCUCAGGAGCCACCGUCCUCCACCUGGCUUCCCGCUUCAGUCAUCAUGAGAUCACUGAUUGGUUACUCAAGAGUGGGGAGGGAAAUCCCAGCAUUGCCACAGAUACGGGAGCCCUGCCUGUUCACUACGCUGCUGCUAAAGGGGACUUGCCCUCGCUCAGACUACUACUGGGACACAGCCCACAUGUUGUCAAUUUCCAAACCAAGAAUGGUGCCACACCUCUAUACCUUGCAUGUCAGGAGGGCCACCUGGAGGUCGUCCAAUACCUGGUGAAGGACUGCGGGGCAGAGCCAAGUAUUAGAGCCAAUGAUGGGAUGACACCUCUGCAUGCUGCUGCCCAGAUGGGACAUAAUACUGUCAUUGUUUGGCUGAUGAGCUUCACAGACAUCAGCUUGUCAGACAGGGACAACGAUGGUGCCACUGCCAUGCACUUUGCCGCCAGCCGUGGCCAUGCCAAGGUCCUCAGCUGGCUCCUCCUCCAUGGUGGGGAGAUUAUAACGGAUGGCUGGGGCGGGACCCCCCUCCAUGAUGCAGCUGAGAAUGGAGAGCUGGAGUGCUGUCAGAUUCUGGUGGUGAACGGGGUGGACCUAGGCAUUCGAGACCAGGAUGGCUUCACUGCAGCAGACCUAGCUGAAUACAACGGUCAUCCGCAGUGUGCCAAGUACCUCCGCACAGUUGAAAACAUGAGGGCUGUUUGCAACAUUUUGAGUGUGGAACACCGCGUCUUGUCGAGAGAUCCCUCACAUGAUUUGGAGUAUAAACAGCCUGACUCAGGCCUCUCCUCUCCGAAUGCCACUCUCAACCCAGCGGGGCCGCCUGUUGCCCACUUUGACAUGGGCUCUCCUUCAAGUUCACUGUCUAACUAUGACUCGGCCAACUCCAGUCAGUCCAGCACGGGGGAGAAGAAGAGUUCCCCACCGUCACGAGUUCCAGCAGGCCAAGAGUCCACCAUCAGUGACAUGGAGACAUACAUGGAGAUGCUGAAUCCUGAUGUGACUGGUGGUGGGGUGCAAACGAAAGAGGAUCCAGCACGGCUUCCACCUCCUCCCACUUUCCCUCCACCUCCACCUCCGCCUCCCCCAAGCUCCAUCCCACCACCUCCACCAACGUACCCCGCACCACAGCCGCCCGAGGAGCAGGGGUCAGUGGAGUUUCUGAAAGUGAAGAGCAACCUUCGUCACGUGGACAAUGACCCAGUGAAAAAAAGAGAGGUGACAACAAGGGAAAACCCAGAGAGAUUGCGGCGGGUGGACUCCAAUAGAAAGUCGCGAAGCUUCAGUAAGCAGCCCAGCACUGGGGACUAUUACAAGACCCUGGGUAACGAUACUACGGACCAGCGCCCCUGCAGAACCAUGGCACCCAGCGAGGAGCAGGGUUCUGUGCUAUUGGAAGAGCCGACAGAUCCCACUCCCGCUGCAGAGAACGGAACAGGAACCACAGAGGAGCUGCCCAUACCUCCUCCUCCACCUCCUCUACCCAGCAGCAACGCAAACCCCACCCCAACCCCACCACCUCCACCUCCUCUUCCCGCUGAGAUCCCCACACCUCCCCAGAGCACCGCGGCUGCUUCAGGAGCCUCCAGCCAGCGCCGCCUCUCGUCCUCCUCAAGCAGAGGGGAUCUCUCCUCCACCUCUGUUGCUCCUGCUCCAGAGUCACUCCGGCAGAGGAAGAGCACUAAAUCCUUCAACAUGAUGUCCCCCACUGGAGAUAACUCAGAGCUUCUGGCUGAAAUUAAAGCUGGGAAGAGCCUGAAGCCCACGCCUCACAGUAAAGGCUACACAACCGUCUUCUCCAACAGUAGCGGUGGAGGGAACAAUGGAGAUCAGCCCAUGUCGCCACCACCUCAAAAUCAGUCCCCACCUCCACCGCAGCCUCAAUCCCAACCUCAACCUCAGUCCCCGCCCCAGUCUAAUGCAGUCCAAUCAACAAAACCCUCUUCUCCGCCACCUGCCUCUCCACCUAUGUCCGGGUCUCCCACGGCCCGCGGCGGUUCCCCUCGGAACCUGUCCUCAUCGCAGAGCUGUGACCAGCUGUCCGCCGUCGUCAAUGGCAACGGCGCAUCGGGCCAGCGCAAGUCCAGCCUGGUGGACAUAGAGGCCCUGGUGCCCACCCAUGACGAGCAGGGCAGAGCCAUCCCUGAGUGGAAGAGACAGGUGAUGGUGAGGAAGUUGCAAGUAAAGAUGCAGGAGGAAGAAGAAAGCAAGAAAAAGGCUGAGGAGGAGGCUGCCCGCCUUGCUUCAAUGCCUGCCUGGAGAAGAGACAUCAUGAAGAAGAAACUGGAUGAAGAGAAGACUGGCAGGGAGCACAAAAGAAAAGAGGAGGAACGCCAGCGGAUCGAGAAGGAGAACGAAGAGAAGAUGGAGCUGGAGCGACUACGGACUCUUGGUUACGACGAGACCAAGCUAGCGCCGUGGCAGCGGCAGAUCAUUCUAAAAAAAGGCGACAUAGCGAAACAGUAGAGCCGGUCACGCCCACAGCCGCCCCUAUUCUGUUUCACACAUCGCCCUCUGCUCCCGCCUCCUGUUGGACAUAACCUACAAACCUCCAGCUCCAUUACAUGUACACACAAGAGCUCAUAAAGUGGAUAGCUUUGAGAUGGCUUAGUAGAGUUCAGGGUAAAUAAUGGAUUCGUAAUACUUUUAAAUAAGAAAUCUGUUUGAUUUUACAAAGGCCAAAAGCCUGUGAUCUAUAGCGGCCCUGUGUACAUCUAUAGAUAACUAUUUUUUUUAAGGAAAAACAUCCACAGCAUCCCAGCGAUGAUACAUCAACAUAUCAUUUCAAAAGAUCUAAUGCAUGCUUAGCAAACGCUUCUAGCCAUGCAUGCUUAUACAGACUGAGGUUUUCCCACAUUUCUUAUUUUUUCAAAUCUUUUAAAGUAUUUUCAGAGAUAGUAAUAUAUAUUUAGAGAUAUUAUCCUACACACAUAUUUUUAACCAGCCGUAACCAUCAUUAGGACAAUUUCAUGAAAGUUUAAAUUAAAUAACAGGGCUUUAGUAUUAAGUGCUUGGACCCCAGUGAUAGCUAAAGAGAUAUUUGAUAUGAAACUGCAUAUUAACUGCAAUGAUUUCGUACAAAAAAAAUUAAGAGUUUUACUUACUAUGUUGAAAUUAAGAAAAAUAUAGGCAAUAAUUUUCAUAUUACAUCCUGACUUCUAUUAAUGUACAUUAAUUAUGAAUUACACAAUGUUCAUCCUUUUUCUUUUCCAGUCCAGGAAUUCCAGGUGCUUAGUUAAUUAAUGAGUGUAGUUAUAAUGUAGAGAAACAAGCCAAGGCCAAUGUUCUUAAGAAUAGAAUUAUUAUUUAAUAUAUACAUUUUUUUUCUUCUUUUAUCCUUAAUGACAACAUGAAAUUGUUUAUUCAGUCAUGCAGUCGAUGGUCUUAUUACACUAAGUGACCAUUGCCCAGAACACUAGAACAACAGGAGAGUUCUGUUAUGAAUGAUGUUAUAUAUUUUUAAAUCAAGAAUUAAAUACGUUUAUACCAAGUUGACAAGUAUAAAAAGUGAACUUUAGUACAACAUCAGUUUUACACACAUGUAAAAAAAAUAACUGUGGUUGUUUGUUUAACCCCACAGUCAGGUCCUAUUGUUACCGUAUUGGAUAUUAUAAAUCACGCAGAGAAAUGCUUUCAGUACCAUCAUGUGGCCAAAAAUAUGAAACAGAAUGAAAAUGAUGAUAAUCAUCAUGUUUUAGAACCUUUAUCACUUUUUAGCUUUCCUCCUAGUGGUGAACCGUAGCUACUACACUUAGGGUACCUGGACCUUGGAAAAGUGCCGGAUGUGUCUUCUGAAUGUGCGUGUGUAUAUAUGUGGUGUCCGUCCUGUGUCAUGAAAUGUGUGAUAGGUAAACUUGACAUAUUUUGAGUGUAUAUUUUUUGAAACUGUAAAAAAAAGAUAUCUGAAUAUUAUACAGCUGUAUGUGUAUUGCAUGGUCAUCGUUGAGUAAUCGUUUGGAAAAAUAUUCCACUUAAAUCCAUUUGAUGCCAUAUUAAAACCGAGAUAUAUGUGAACAUCAUUGCCAUUAGAAGAUUUUCUAUUCAUGUCUAAUGUAUAUAGUAAGCCUGAGUAACUCUUUAUUGCCCUUUUGUUGUUACAUUGUGCUCCAAUACAUUUUAUUUUCUUUCUCAGCCUUUGCUUGCAUUGGUUUAUCAAUGUACACCUUCCUUUUCAGACUGGCAGAUUGAAUAAAAACCGAAAUUACAGCA